Homalodisca vitripennis (glassy-winged sharpshooter) is the source of this 393-nucleotide messenger RNA. RefSeq names its product UDP-glycosyltransferase UGT5-like. NCBI's taxonomy places the organism in Eukaryota, Metazoa, Arthropoda, Insecta, Hemiptera, Cicadellidae. The record is from RefSeq and is a predicted model, not a curated record. Gene Ontology annotation, molecular function: UDP-glycosyltransferase activity. Bases 1 to 393 code for a protein of 130 amino acids. The transcript is spliced from 3 exons.
AUGGGGAUCAGCUCACCCAACUGUGUCUUGUUCAUGACACAUGGAGGAGCAUUCAGCCAGCAGGAAGCCAUCCAUGCAGGAGUACCAACUGUUGGUAUUGCAUUUUUUGGAGAUCAGCCCUCCAAUGUCAAGUUUGCAGAGCAUUCUGGUAUUGGUGUCAGCCUAGCAUUUGACAACAUUUCAGAGGAAUCUAUCUCUGCAGCAAUUAACAAGGUUCUGAAAAAUCCCAAGUAUAACGAGAAUGCCACUGCACUAAGCUCGCAUAUUCCAACAGAACCGAUGUCCCCAGCUGACUCAGCAUUUUCUGGGUGGAGUAUGUCUGAGGCAUGGAGGGCUCAUCACCUGAGAUCUGCUGCCACACAAACUGUCCUGGUACCCAGCUGGCUCUCCUGA